Molecule: messenger RNA, 1529 nt
Organism: Paralichthys olivaceus (Japanese flounder)
Lineage: Eukaryota; Metazoa; Chordata; Actinopteri; Pleuronectiformes; Paralichthyidae
Gene: sowahab
Product: sosondowah ankyrin repeat domain family member Ab
Molecular function (GO): protein binding
Source: RefSeq, a predicted model, not a curated record
UAUCCCUCGGGCUUUAUGUGAACUGUCUGCCGCAGCUUGUCAUAUUUUCUUCCCCUGGACAAAAUGGCUCUGACCCAGGAGUCCGUCCUGUCCUUUUUACUGGAACACGGAGGGAAGGUGAAGAACUCGGAGCUGGUGAACUAUUUCAGGAGCCAAAUCAACUGCAGUGAUCCCGCGGAGAAGCAGCACAAUAGAGAUCUUUUCAAGCGGCUGGUGAACAGCGUCGCUGUGGUCAGACAGAUCGACGAGGUAAAGUUUGUGGUCGUGAAGAAAAGGUACCAGGACUUUGUUAAAGAGCACGAUGCACCGCCCGAACCUCAGAUGGACCUCAGUUUCUCUGGCUGCACAUCUCCUCAUCGAGCCGAGGCAGCCAGGAAGAUUUAUUCAGACAUUGAAAACAACAACAUAGACUGUCCACUUAACACGAAUUGCAAUUAUCAUUAUGGUGGUGAUGGCAAGCAUGUGCCUGCAGGGAGUGUACGGAAGAGAAUACCGUUAUCCAGGAGUGUAAGCAGUGUUGACGCGACCACUGUCAAAGUUUUAAAUAUCUCCGGAGAUCAUGAGAGCAAAGCAAGGAAAUCUGGAGCUGUAUUUGCUGUGAUAGCAGUGAAAUCCCCACAGAGAGACCGUGCACCAGCAGUAGAUAGAUCACAUUCCCAAGUGCAUGGGCUUCAAUCUUCAGACAAAACAAUCACAUCAGUUACUGAGGCUUCUGCACCGUCAGUAGCUCUACAUUCUAACUUCCAAGCAUACAAGAAGGAUGCAGUGAGAGAACCGCAAGUCCAGAAAACCAGACAAACAGAGGACAUGCACCCUCCAGGAUUUCCCCAAGUGAGGCCCCAAAACAAGAUGAGACAAUCAGAAGAGGCUAAGGACACUGAGUCGGUGCCUCUGGAGCCAUUAGCUCAUGAGUGGUUGGUGAAGUGUGCUGCUGGACUGUGGGGGCAGAUCCAUGCUCUGCUGCUGCAGGACACACGGUUAGCACAGAAACAAGACUUCAUGUCAGGUUUCACAGCACUGCACUGGGCCGCCAAGGACGGCAACAGCGAGAUGAUACACAAGCUCAUGAAGAUCUCCAGGAAGAGAGGCACUUACAUUAACGUCAACAGCAAAUCACAUGGAGGAUACACUCCUUUACACAUCGCAGCCAUGCACGGCCACACUCAGGUGAUGGUUCUGCUUGUGCAGAGGUUUGGAGCCAGAGUUAAUGAGAGAGAUAAUGCUGGAAAGAAGGCCUUUCACUACCUGGGUGAAGAUGUGUCAGCUGAGGUCAGAGCACUUCUGGGAGGACUGCAGCAGGCUAGGGAGAGGACAGAGGAAGACGACUACAGAGAGCACCCCAAAGGCUUCAACACUAUAAGUAAACUGUUCCAGCCUCACAUAGGGAGGAAACACAAGACUACUGCAAAGUUUGCUCAGGACUGGUGACAAAGACAUGGCUCAUAUCCAGCAGUAAGAUGAACAAUAUCAAGAUUGAAAAAGACAAUACAACAUCAAUUUGUAAAUUAUGUAAAUAUUAAACAACUAAA